AAAUGCCAAAUCUAAAUUAAUUAUAUGUUGUGUCGAGGCCUCAAGGAUAAGACAUAAUUAGCAUAUGUAUAACUACAUACUACUAUACUCUUCACGUAUUCCUCACAUUGCAGUUGUAACUACUACCGUACAAGAGCAGGACUGUGUUUUUUCAAUUUUUUUUCACGAUGAAAUUAACUGAUAUAGACCAGGGAUAUUCUUGGGUAAUACUGUUUUUUUGCACAAUCAACUAUUCAAUUGUUGCUGGCGCUAUGAAGUCUAUUGGAGUUCUAUAUACAGAAUUAUUAGAUUAUUACGACGCCGGCACUGGAAAUACAGCUUGGAUAUCCGGAGUAAAUAUAUUUGUUGCUCUUGCACUAGCACCAUUUGCCAACUUUUUUGGAGAGAGAUAUACGUAUCGAGCAGUUAUGAUUACCGGGAGCUGUUUCAUUUUGAUAGGUCACACUGCAAGUGCUUUUGUGCCGAAUAUAGAAUGGCUCUAUUUAACAUAUGGGAUAGUUACAGGGACUGGAUAUUCUCUUAUAAUGGCUCCCAGUGCAACUGUUAUGAAUUUUUAUUUUAAAGAGAAAAGAAGUUUUGCCAAUGGGGUAAUGGUAGGCAGCAGUGGUUUUUGUGGUAUGGGAUUUCCAUACCUUUACCGAUUCUUAUUUGAUACAUUUAGUUUACAUGGUGCCUUAUUGAUAAUUGGUGCUAUAUUCUUUAAUACAUGUGCUGCAAGUUUGUGUUUGCGCCAACCACCAAUGCUGACACAAAGAAAAAGAGUAAGAGAAAAAAGAAGAGAAUCAUUGAUCAAUAUGUCAGCGGAAGACAGAAAAAGAAUUGUCAAGGUUGGACUAUUCGAAAACAAAAGGUUUACUAUUUACCUUAUGGCAGUAUGUUUUCAACUUGCCAAUUUUGGUGGAAAUCUUGUUGCACUUCCGGGACAAGUGCGAUCGCUUCAGUUGGGAAAAGAAACAAUUGCACUUUCUGUUUCAUUAGUUGGUGCAUCAGAAAUUGUAUGCAGAAUAUUUUUAGGGUGGGUAGGCGACUUGAACAUCAUGAAACGAACUACGAUAUUAAUGAUAUGUUCUUUAGGAAGUUGUGCGUCUGCCAUUUGCAUUCCGUUUGUAUUAUGCCAGGAGUCGUUAUUUGUGUAUGCUGUACUUGUUGCUUUGUUUUCUGGAUCCGCAUGGAGUUUAGUUGGAGUAAUUGUGAUAGACUGUGUAGGACUUAAUGACUUUUCACCUGGCUUUGGACUUGUGUACAUGGGUGUUGCAAUAUCCACCUUAUUAACCCAACCUCUUGCAGGUUGGUUGGAGGACAUAACAGGUAACUGGGAUAUGUCGUUCCGUUUUAAUGGUUUCCUAAGUGGGGCUGCCUUCUUACUUUGUUUACUGGAAUAUUUAUUCGGCAACAUGUGCAGCAGGAAGAUGACAGAGGAAGAGAAAUCCAAUGAUUGCAAAAAGACUGCAUAUCCAGAAAUAGUUUUGCAGUGUACAGAAAAGGAAAUCGAAAAGGAAAAGGACAACACAAGAUUCUAAUCGUUUUAAGAAGUUUUAUUAGUUAAAUCUUUAAAAGAAAUGAUUCUUUUUUUUUUUUUUUAUCAAAUCUAGUCUCUGAAAUUGAUUUUCAGUUUCUUAAAAAUUAAUAUAUUAUAUUUAUGUAUUCUGAAAAAUCAUCGAAAUGUCAUUUUAUAGAUUUAUUUAUGAUCCUAAUGGUUGCGUUUUUAUUUAAGAUUGUAAUGUGAAUUAUAUGCACGUAUAAAUCAUUCAUUUGUAAAUACUGUUUAUCUUCUCAUAACUGAUCUCUAACAUUGAUUGAAAAUCAUGCCUUUAUGUCAGAUGUGUGACAAACAUUAAAUUGAAGACGAAUAUCAUUUCAUUUUAGUUUGUAAAAUAUAUGCCCCUGUACAAACAAUGUGUAUCAGAACUUAUAAUUGGAGAGAAAUAUCCAGUUUCAAACUUGUACAUGUAUUGUCUAUUCAUAAUAUAAAACAAUUCAAUAUUUAUUGAAUACAUGUAUUUCUUGAUGAAAAGAUAUGUAAAUGGUUUAUGUAUUGUAUAUUUUCUCUGUCUUUGACAUUUCAUGUUGUUUGGGCAUGAUUAUUAAUUGUACACUGUUGCUAUUGCGCUGUGAAUAUUUGUUAUAUAUAUACAUAUUCUAUGAGCUGUAUUGCUUAAUACGAAUAAAGUUAUUAUUAUUGUUA
Molecule: messenger RNA, 2185 nt
Organism: Mytilus trossulus (common blue mussel)
Lineage: Eukaryota; Metazoa; Mollusca; Bivalvia; Mytilida; Mytilidae
Product: monocarboxylate transporter 9-like
Exons: 5
Coding region: 168-1520 (450 amino acids)
Biological process (GO): transmembrane transport
Cellular component (GO): membrane
Molecular function (GO): monocarboxylic acid transmembrane transporter activity
Source: RefSeq, a predicted model, not a curated record